AUGGCAUCGCGAUUCCCUUCAUCUUCCGGGUUCAACUCCCGUGACCGCUCCCCCCAGCGCUUUGGGGAUCGCCGUCCCCAAGGCGCCCGCGGCCUCGACGAUGCCAGUCCUUCGUUCGGCAGAGAACCCCCGCGAGGCCCCCGUGCUCUAGUCGAUUCUCCUCGAGGUGGCCCUUAUGGUGGUGGUGGUGGCGGUGGCCGUGGUCGUGGAUAUGGCCGAGGCGACUUUCGAGACCGGGAUCGCGACCUUCGAGAUCGAGAUCGAGACCGCGACUUUCGAGACAACCGCGAUGGUCCCCCAUUUCGACGGGACAUGGAUCGCGACUGGAAUCGCCGAGACCGAGAUUUUGACCCCAGAGAUAACCGCGGUGGCUUCGGUCGAGGUCGCUCACGAUCCCCCACGCGCGACUUUCGCGACAUGAGAGAACCCCCAGGCCGCGAUUUCGAUUUGGUGCGCAUGCGACGCAAUUCCCGCGACAGUCUCCUUUCAGCUUCAUCCGGCGGUCCUGAUGGCCCACCCACUAUUGUCAACCAUCGUGGUGGAGGCUCGAUGCGUGGACGUGGACGUGGUGAUUGGGAAGGUGGCCGAGGCCGAGGACGCCCUCUUUUCCACGAUGACCGUGAUUUGUUUCGACGACGGAGUCGAUCUCGCGACGCAUGGCGAGAUCGUGCACGGGACAGGAUACCCGACCGUUUACCUGACCGUUUACCUGACCGACUACCGGAUCGCCUACCUGAUCGUUUACCCGACCGUUUACCUGACCGGUUACCUGAACGUUUACCUGACCGCUUGCCUGACCGGAUACCUGAUCGGGUGCCUGAUCGUGAGCGAGAUCGAGAUGGGGACCGAGACCGCCCACCCGUCGUUGCCGACCGUUUACUUGAUCGAGAUCGUGAGCGAGAUAUACGCGACCGAGACCGGGAUAGAGACCGCGAACGUGAUAUCGACCGACGAGAUCGAUUUGAUCGGCGAGAAGAGUGGGACAAUCGCCGCCCUGAACGUGAUGACCGGGAUCGGCCAUUGGAGCCCUGGAAAAGAGGAGACCACCCCCCCCUCACCGAGCAGACAAUCGUGGCUCUGUUGGCCCGGCGUCAUCGAUUGGGCAUCCAAUACCCCCCCGCGGCAUCUCCUGCUGCCCCUGAUCGCCUGUCGGAUCAGCCACCAUUGGACCAGAGCCGCAAAGGAUCGAUCUUGUCAGGCCCGCCUGGCCCUGACUCUCGACGUGAUAGCGAACGCUCAGAACCCCCUUCCCGCCCGGAACCGCCAAAAGAGCCGGCAUCUGUUCCUCAACAUUCACCUCCCCCGUCAGCUCCCCAAGUUCCUGCGUUCGGAUCUGUGUCAGCUCCCAUCCCAACUUUACCAACGGCCAAAGGACUAUCUGAAGGACGUACAGGAAGUGAUGCAUCGGCGCAAGCAGAGAAAGACCGCCUAGACGGACCACCUACUCUCCCGGUGCAACCUCCAACUGGUCCGAAGGCGGAACGGAGAGAGUCAUCUCAGCAAGCAGACCCAAUUCGACCCCAGGAAGAGCCAGCUCGUGCUGCACGGGCAUCUACGCAUCUAUCUGAUCGAUCUCCCCCAACUGCUCCGGCUGCAAUGGCCAAGCGAGAUUCGAUAUCGGGACCAACUGAACCACAUGUCCCCGUUAAGUCAAGUUCAAUAACGUCUUCCCCAACUUUUGCACGACUACCUCCGCCAGGUCCUCGGGCUUCUUCGAAAGAGCCAUCUAUCUCGCCUCGAAUGUCAACAUCAAACAUCCCAACUGCCCCUCGAGCAUACCACCAACGACAAGCUCCUUCGCCACGGGGACCGAACAAGAGCAACAAACCAUGGGUUCGUCGCAGCUUUAGUCGCGGUCCAUCUGUUCCGAACGUACACCCGAAGAAGGAGAGUGAGGAGCGUGAGAGUAUUCUUCCUGCCGAAAAGGAAAAACCCCGUCCAGAAAGACGAACCGAAACGCCGGAACCUGCAGCAACCCAACAGGAUAGCGGCAAACCCCCCGUCACGACCGCCACGGAAACGGUGAAAGCGAUAUCUCCAACUUCACCCUCAAUGAGACUGCCAAUUCGUAGCAGCCCACCGCCCGUGCCGACAGUCGAAGGACUUGGGAGUGAGCCCGAACAACCGGAGAAGGAAAAUCCCGCUGUCAUCCCCGACAACUUUGGGCAAUCGACCGACGAGGAGGAGGAAGAAAACGCCCUCUUCACCCAAGAAUAUUUAGAGGAACGGAAGCGAAUAUUCGAAAAGGACAUGCAAGCUCUUCGAGCGGAAAUGCCACCUUCGCCGUUGGAAGAUCCCACUAUUCUGGCUCUCUUACGCCGCAUCCAGAUCCUCGGAAGGAUUGCACAAGAAGAAGUAUCGGAACAACCCUCUGAACCGCUUCCUUCAGUGGAGGGCGACGAACAAGAACCCACUGCAACGAUCCCCACGCAAAACAACGAGCGAGUUGUCUCAUUUGCCCCCGCCAAAGAACCGUCGCCGGUGCCUCAAACGUUCGUUCCUCCUGUCGUUUCUCACGACGAGAUCACCCUUGAUAGCCUUCCCUUUUUGAACUCGGGACCGCCAACUCCCAUCUCUGAUAUGGAAGUCACCCAUGAAAAUGCUACCCACCUCGACCUCUUCAAAGAUGCUUUCCGCAAUGAGCUUUCCCAACGGAAGAAGCAAAUCGCAAAGAAGAAUGCAGCUUUGCGAGAGGAAUAUAUGUCUUAUUAUAAACCUUGGAGACUGUAUAUAUGGGAGAUGGAUCGCAGAAAGGACAAGAAGCCGAUGACGCCGGCUCCGGCAACACCGCCAGCACCGACUCUUCCUCCCACUCCUGCAGCCAUCCCUGAUGGUCGCGAGGGACGCCGGUACAAGGGCAACAGCGAGCUAGACUUUCUCAACGCGCUCAAGGCCUCGGAAAUAUCCGCACAAGAAGAACUGGAGCGUCGACGCACUAAGGAGGCGACGGCGCGUCCGGAUUUGGCUCGAGAAGCCAUUAUCCCGGACAUGUUUGAACCAUUUGAAGAACAGGCCAGUAUCUAUAAAGAUGUCAAUAACACAAUCGACGUUCAUCAUGCUAUGGAUGUCUUCGGCUUCCUGCCGCCGCCCAAUGAUUUCACCAAGGAGGAGCAUGUCACCUUCACCGAUGCCUUUAUGGCGCAUCCCAAAAGAUGGGGCAAGAUUGCCGAGUCCCUUCCAGGUAGGGAUUAUCGUCAGUGCAUCGUGCACUAUUAUCUCACCAAAGAAGAGAUCAAGUACAAGGCGAAGCUCAACAAACGGUGGAGUCGUCGGGGUCGAGGAAAGACUCGAUCUACUCGACCCAAAUCUAACGCUCUUAUUGCUGAUCUUGGGGUCGUCAAGCCAGAUCUCGAUGGUGAAGAUGAGACCCCCCAGAUUACAGAGACGGGACGACCACGGCGCGCUGCCGCACCUACUUUUGGUGAUUCGAAUGACCCCGAAGGUGUUGCCCCUGCUCGCCGAGGCCAAGCUGGUAAAGAUGGUGAGCCCAUUGAGAAGACCACCACUAGCCGACGUGGUGGACGUGGAGGAGCCCGCACGCAAAGACGCGUAAAGACCGGCCAGCAAGACCCCAAAGCCCAAGGCGCGCCGCCAGGGAUCGUUCCUCUUGCAGCUCUCCCAAGUGCAGAAUUGGGUCCAGAGGUGAUGAUGGAGAUUGCCCCUGGGCUCCCUCAAGAGCGAGAGGUCGUCGACAAAGACAAUAUACCUCCGAACUCUCGCCCGAGACCAGGCCGCGGAAGAGCCAAAGAAGGCAUGUACGUCUUCGAAUCCACUGAAGCCGAGCCGAUCAUGGCGCCCAAGCCAUCGGAGACUGGCUACGGAUCUCUGCAACCGACGAGUUACUGGUCGGUGCCCGAGCAGCGUGACUUUCCGCGACUGCUGGCACAUUUUGGUCGCGAUUUCGAAGGAAUCUCAAAUUUCAUGAAAACCAAGACAACAGUGAUGGUGAAAAACUAUUACCAGCGCCGUUUGGAUUCGGGUCAAAAAGAUUUUGAAGAGUUAAUAGUGGCCGCAGAAGACAAAAAGGCUCGAGGAGAGGAUACCGGUCCCCUUCCCGUGCCCAGCGUAGCACCAAAGCGGCGCUACGAGGCGACCCCAUCUGCCAUCGUUCCUCGUCCACUGGCACCCCACGGCGAGCUCAUGGGCGAGGCAGAUGACUCGCGGUUCCCCAAGGGUAAACCUCUCGCGAUGUCUCCACAGCCAGUAUCACUCCAUGGUCGCCCACUAUCGGAGAAUGAGCGCAGCGCAGGUCGCUAUCCAACACUCGCACAGGCAUCCGCUGCCACUGCUGUGCCACCGGUGGCCGCCACCCUUGACGACGACGCUGCUCGCGCUAUGCGAGCUCAGGCAGGACCGCCAUCUCGUAUGCCGGGCCCACGACUUGGAUAUUUCACCGAGGACCGGAGAGAUUCGACACUAUUGCCGCAUUCAUCUGCACGGGCCCAAGAUAUUUCUCACCAUGGCUCCGGUGCACCCUUACCUGCAGACUUGGCUCGGAUGGACCCUAUGGCCCAGUCCGCCUAUAUCCUGACCCAGCCUGGAUCGCCUACCCAGCUACCCCGACCGGAUCUCGAGACCCCUUCGACGCAUCGCGACCUGUUCGGCCAGAGACAAUUCUAUCCCCUUUCAAGUCAAUCGAUGGGCAUGUCCCACUCCCCCCGACCUGUUUUGUCUCCCGUCAAAGACAUCUCGCGAGCGAGUCUGACGCCCGCUCCCGAGGCUCCUCGUCAUGUGCCAGCGAAGCGGUCCAAUAUCAUGAGCAUUCUCAACGACGAGCCCGAAGAACCUCAGCCUCGAAAACGAUUUGCCAGCGAAGCACCCUCUGCCCCUAUCUCGAGCUCCAUCCCUCCAUCAAGAUCCGCCUACCCACAAACAGGUUCUGCUCGUCCUGAAGAAGUUACCAAGCCGGCUGGCUUUGGGCAGCAUGGCCAAUAUCCCCCUCCAUCGCGCGGCUAUGCUGAAUACUCCAGCUACGGACCUCCUACUGGUGGACCAGCGACGCCGGCAAAUAACGACUGGAUGGCGCGAUUUGACCCUAGGGCACAGCAAGGUGGUCCGCCUGCGCAGACUCAGCCAGCACCGCAGCCAAGUGGUCGCCCGGCUGCUCAAGGUCCCUUUGCGCACUUCGGCUCGGCCUCCGCCCAGGCGCCCGGCUCCUUGAACAGUCUUCCUGCCCCAUCUCCUGCACCGACACCGCCACCUGCUGCCUCCCAGAGACCUGCUUAUCCGAAUGUAUUUGGGCAAGCACCCGUUGGCCAGCCAGGGGCGUCUGGCUCUCGUGAGAUGCCACCUCAACCUUCAACUUACCGAACCGGCUCACCUCCGCCACGAGCGAGCAGUGCCGCUUUCGGUUCGCGGGAAGUCCCGACACCGUCUCAAUCUUCUCCGGGUCUAUUUGGAAUGCCCCCUCGCCAAUCAGGCUCGCAGUCCUCGUACGGCCCGGGUGCAUCUAACUCUUCCGCGACACAGCCACAUAGCCAGAGCUACCAACAACAUGUCCAGACCCUGGUCAAUGGCUCUCAUCGCUCCACCCCAGUUAACAUGCCCGGUGGACCUCCGCAAUAUGGACAUAACACUCCACCACCGCAAGCCCAAGGGGGUAGGUCGAUGUCGUCCCUGGCUACAAUGGGACGUCCUUACUCUCCGUCGUCUGCUCUACACCACUCAGUGAGCGGUAGUGGCAUGGGCUAUGCACCUCCACCCCCAUCCUCGUCGGCAGGGGCUAUGACACCCCUCCACCAACGGCCACCGGGGUCAGGUUCGCUGGGCGAAUCUGUCUCUACACCGAAUCACCACCGGGUCUAUAGCCAGGGCUCGGCACAGGGUGGACUGCCAGGGCCUCUGCACCCAUCGUCGCAACCGCCCCGCUAG
Molecule: messenger RNA, 5871 nt
Organism: Penicillium waksmanii
Lineage: Eukaryota; Fungi; Ascomycota; Eurotiomycetes; Eurotiales; Aspergillaceae
Product: MYB DNA-binding domain protein
Exons: 3
Coding region: 1-5871 (1956 amino acids)
Biological process (GO): regulation of transcription by RNA polymerase II
Cellular component (GO): Set3 complex
Source: RefSeq, a predicted model, not a curated record